GCACCCAUGCCACUAGAGCUAAAUAAAUAAUAACAAUUUGUGUUUGUUCUGUCAGAUGGUUAUUCCAAAAUAUUGGAUAAAGAUGCGCGUGUCCGCAACAUGGCACCUGUCCUGUGUACUACUGAUCGUCCUUCACUUUCACGUAUCUGAACAAUCCACUACGGCCGCCAUCACCGAGCGGUCGAAUGAGAUUCCAACUCCAAACCCUUCAACAUCGAACGCGACUAAUCGGACCAGUACAAAAAAACCGAUUGACAACAACGACACGGAACUAGGAACAUCGAUAGAUUCUUUGCACAACAACCAUACAAACUUCUCCUCAACGACAACCAAGAAACCGGACACUGGUCAUCAUUCGUCAACCUUUGAACUCGUGAAAGUUCACUGGGAGCAAGUGAAGUCUCCUCUGGUUUUCACAAUCGUCGUCAUCGUCGCCAGCCUCAGCAAGAUCGCGUUCCAUUACUCGCACUUCCUGUCAUCUAAAGUCCCCGAGUCCUGUGUACUCAUUGUAAUUGGCAUCAUAUUCGGUGUCAUUCUAAGGUUUUCAAACACCUCAGACAAGAUAACGCUGUAUACGCCGCACGAGUUCUUCUUGUAUUUAAUUCCACCAAUUAUAUUGGAGUCAGCGUUCAGUCUGUAUGAUCGAACUUUUGUCGACAACAUAGGCGGAGUCUUGCUGUUUGCCGUUUGGGGGACGAUUCUGAAUUGCUUCCUCAUUGGCCUUACGCUAUGGGGUCUUUUCCGGGCAGGCGCUAUGGAGGACAUAGACUUCACGUUCGUUCAGGUUCUCGUGUUCAGCGCUUUGAUUGUUGCCGUCGACCCUGUGGCGGUGCUUGCAGUAUUCCAGGAGGUAGGAGUGAACAAUACACUCUAUUUCCUCGUCUUUGGCGAGUCCUUGUUGAACGACGGUGUGACGGUAGUGAUGUAUAACGUGAUGCAGGUCUUUAACGGUUUCGAAACUGUGACGGUUGGUCAUUGUUUUCUGGGCGUGGCCAAGUUCUGCAUCGUCUGUGUGGUGGCAACUCUUAUUGGUAUCGUCUGCGGACUGAUUGCCUCGUUCUUAACAAAGUUCACUAACUCUGUCAAAGUUGUUGAACCAAUGAUUGUGUUUGGUUUCGCCUACGUAUCGUACUUGCUUUCCGAAAUGUUCCAAUUCUCUGGAAUCGUCAGUAUAAUUGCGUGCGGUCUAGUCUUAGUACAUUAUUCGUUCCACAACGUGACAAGAAAGUCUAAAUUGGCGAUUAAAUUCAUCUCAAAAGUCAUGGCGAAUGCGUGCGAGAUAAUUAUCUUCAUGUUUAUCGGUUUGGUCACUGUUGAUCAGACACAUGACUGGAAAACAGGGUUCAUUUUAUGGACCACAUUUUUGUGUAUCGUGUACAGAUUCUUAGUUACCUACUUCUUAUCGUAUCUCGUCAAUCGCUAUGCAUCAAGUCGGGUCCGAAAAAUUAGUUACAUGGAGAUGUUUAUGAUAAGCUACGGCGGACUGCGUGGGGCCAUUUGUUUUUCUCUAGCCGCUUUAAUCGAUGAGACCGCGAUUCCGGCCAAAAAUUUGUUCGUUACAACUACGUUGUUUGUGAUAUUUUUCACAGUGUUCGUUCAGGGCGGAACCAUCAAAUGGCUCACGAAAAAGCUUCGCAUCACCCUUGCAGAGACCAGUAAAGAAAUGUGCAUCAACGAGGAAUUGUCUAAUCAUAUGUUCGAUCACAUGUGCGCGGCUAUUGAGGAGAUUGUGGGAUACACUACCGGUCAACAUCAUAUAAAGGAAAAGAUAUACCGAAUAGACGAUACCAUUAUACGACCAAGGAUGCUGAGGAACGCGACCUCCACAGGCCUGGAUGAUAUAUCUACUUAUUACGAGAAGCUGGUCAUGAAAGAACACUAUAAGAAUCUGCAGUUGAGUGGAGCAAAACUACCGCGAGUGAAAACAGAAAUUCGCCAUCUUGACAGCGAGCUCGCUCUGGACCAGAUGGUACAAGACUCCUCUGAGAGGGGGUCCACUGAAGAUAUACGCGAGAUAGACGAACGAAGAGAACAAGCGAUGCAAGAGGAACACAGACGGCACGGGGGCAACCACUUCGAAUUCUUUUCAUCGACGCGUAAUUCCAAUCGAAAACGGCUAUAUCUCGAUGUGCGCGAUAAAAACCUCACGGCGUCAGAGGGCAACCGCUCCAAUAUGUACAGCCUCCUGCGCAAGAAGCACACAAAGAACAGGGCGUUGCGCGAUAUGCGCCGGAAAAGCUUGUCGGAAGAAUCUCAGCCGUCGACGGCGCUUCCAAUGAGCCUCUCCUUCAAUAUCGACGGCAGCAGGGCAUUUGAAGAGAGGAUACCAAGUCAUGUGAAAUUCAAAGUAGAGGACACUGUUACGGAGGAAGAUGAAACAAAGGAAGAUAAUGACUAUGAGCCCAACGGCAAAGUGACGUUUGAGCUUUAAAUAGUAAACAUGACAUUUUGAGCUUUAAGUUUGAACCAUUAUAGCGACAUUUGAGCUAUAAAAGGUUAAAGUGAUAUUUGAGCUAUGAAAGGUAAGUGACAUUUGAGCUAUAAAUUGUAAAAGUGGCAUUUGAGCUUUACAAUGGCAAAGUGGCUUUUGGGAUAUGAAUAGUACAAAUGGCAUUUGAGAAUAUAAAUAGAAAAAGUUACCUUUGAGCUAUAAAUUGUUCAAGUUACAUUUAAGAUACAGCGAGUAACACUACGUUGUUAUUUUUGUGGGGACAAAGUUGAGGACUUGUGUAUGUAACAUAUGAUGUCCAAUAACAGUAAAAGUGUGUUCGAAACGAUGGAGCUAGAAAUAAAGAAAGGGUUUACUACUUUGUUAACACUCUAUAAGAAAUAUACAGUGAAUUAUAGUUAAAACUGCG
Molecule: messenger RNA, 2858 nt
Organism: Dreissena polymorpha
Lineage: Eukaryota; Metazoa; Mollusca; Bivalvia; Myida; Dreissenidae
Product: Na(+)/H(+) exchanger protein 7-like
Exons: 24
Coding region: 56-2431 (791 amino acids)
Biological process (GO): proton transmembrane transport; sodium ion transport; regulation of pH
Cellular component (GO): membrane
Molecular function (GO): sodium:proton antiporter activity
Source: RefSeq, a predicted model, not a curated record